AUGACUCAAGACUUGCACGACGUUGCUGUAGUUGCGAAGGACGCACGUACUGCGUACGAAGAAUCUCUUCAUCUGCUUUCGGAGCUGUCCCCAGCAGAGGCGGAUGCUGCUCGGUCGGAUACGCUGCGCGAAAUUGCCGCAGCGCUGGAGCGCCUUGAGCACGAGAUCAAGGCCGCCAACGAGCGCGACGUAGAAGAAGCGACACUGUUGGCCAAGCAAGGAAAGCUUUCUAAGCAGAUGGUGUCGCGCUUGGAUCUUUUUGCCAAGCCUGGCAAGUGGGAUAGCAUGGUAAAAGGUGUGCGCGACGUUGCGAAGCUUGCGUCGCCGCUGGAUAUCUGCACGCGCGCCACACGCCUCGCCGAAGGACAGGAGGGUGCAGGGGGCGCUUUGGACAUGUACAGUGUUACCUGCCCGAUUGGAGUAUUGCUUUGCAUUUUUGAGGCACGCCCCGAGGUGAUUGUCAAUAUCGCGAGCCUUGCGGUCAAGUCUGGCAACGCGGCGAUCCUCAAAGGCGGAAAAGAAUCACGGCGCACCGCCGCUGUACUUGCGCGGUGCAUUGCCGAAGCGCUUUCCCGCAGUGUGCUCCCUUUGAACUUGGUCCAGAUGGUCAACACGCGCGAAGAGAUCCAGCAUCUGGUCAAGAUGGACGAGUUUAUCGACUUGGUCGUUCCACGUGGCUCGAAGGAACUGGUGCUCAGCAUCCAAAAUGAGACGCGCAUCCCUGUGCUGGGCCAUGCCGACGGUCUAUGCAGUGCUUAUGUACACAGCGAUGCACCGCACGCGCUUGCGUGCGCGCUUGUGCUUGAUUCAAAACUCGAUUACCCAUCCGCUUGCAAUGCGAUCGAAACGCUCCUUGUGCACAAGGACCAUCUUACGUCGGGUCUCUGGAAAGAGCUUGCCAUAGCACUGCUUACCAAGGGCGUCCGGCUUCACUGCGAUGCACGGAGCUUGGAGGUGGUGCGCAAUGAAGUGCUUCCCACACACGACGUUGCCUCGCUCGUAGAGGCCGCCACCAAAGCCGACUACAAAACGGAGUAUCUCGAUCUCGAGCUUGCUGUGCGCGUCACGGACCAUGUCGAGGCAGCCGUUGACCACAUAAACAGAAACGGCUCUGGUCACACAGACAUAAUUAUUUGCGCGCCGUGCUCGGGCGCGAAAAAGUCCAUGUCCGCCGCUGCGAUCUUCACGCGCUCCCUUUCCUCCUCCAGUGUCUUUGUCAAUGCAUCUUCGCGCUUUGCCGAUGGUUUCCGUUUUGGAUUUGGCGCCGAAGUUGGCAUUAGUACUGCUCGCACACACGCGCGUGGUCCUGUGGGGCUCGACGGCCUUGUCACGUACAAGUACAUUGUCAAGGGCGACGGCGAUGUUGCCCAUACCGUCGGUGCGUUUGCGCCGGGCGAAAAUGCGCGCGCUUGGGCGCACACACCGAUAGAAAAGGUAUACCCGUCUGUAUAG
This is a messenger RNA of Malassezia vespertilionis, 1452 nucleotides long. RefSeq names its product glutamate-5-semialdehyde dehydrogenase (gene PRO2). The record is from RefSeq and is a predicted model, not a curated record. NCBI's taxonomy places the organism in Eukaryota, Fungi, Basidiomycota, Malasseziomycetes, Malasseziales, Malasseziaceae. Gene Ontology annotation, molecular function: glutamate-5-semialdehyde dehydrogenase (NADP+) activity. The transcript has a single exon. Bases 1 to 1452 code for a protein of 483 amino acids.